GUGGUAGCGAGAGGGGAGGGGGGAUGCGGUGCAGCAGCAGCGGUGCGGUUUUCGCCAGGCCCAGGCCCAGGAUUGCCAGUAGCCGGCGCGCAGUGGAGCGACUCACAUCACAGCACCUCAUCCGUGGCCACCAUUUUCGGUGAUUUCUGAGCAACAUGGCUGCUUCUCGCCCUCUCACGCACAAUCCUGGGACGGGCCCGUGCGCGGUGUGCGGUGAGACCGGCCUCCCCUGCGCGCGCUGCCGCGUGGACUACUACUGCAGCAAGGAGCACCAGAAGAGGCACUGGCCCAAGCACAAGGUGGGCUGCGGCAGUGUGGAGCUGCGUGGAGGCAGUGUGGUGGCGGCCAGGGACAUCCCCGCCGGCACGGUCAUCAUGAGGGAGGUGCCGGCGCUCUUCUUCCCAGCGUCGCCCCUGACGUACUACCAAAGCCAGUGUCUUCUGUUGCUGUGCGUGGGUUGCUGCGCCGAAUUGACCCCGAAGGCAGCUUCGCAGUGCCGCCGCUGCGGACUGCCUGUCUGUGGCAACGCCUGCAGCCGGGCCAGUGAACACCAGGUGGAGUGCAAGGCGUUCGAGCGCGCCAAGUUCAAAGUGACAAAAGCUGAUAUCCGCGGCGCUACGGGAGCUAUGCUUGGCGCGGCUGUCGCGACGCUUCGUGUGGUCUCGGCAUGCUCUGACAACCAGCUGCUCCAAAAUCUUCUUCGUGAACCGACUUUAGAUGGACAGGGGUUGCAGGCGUCUCCUGAUGCCGCGUCCUGGGUGGACACCAUUGAAACCUACAUCGCCGCUGUGGCCUUGUUCCUGCGCGAGGUCGCGGGCAUCAAGUGGAUCCCCGAACAAGACCUCAUCCGCGCCGCGCGCAUCGUCUCCAUGUACGCAGAGGACUUCGAGGGCCCCGACCCUGCCAGAUGGUCACACGUCUCGAAACAGGAACACGUAGGCACUCUGUAUGUUGGAAUGGCGCAAAGAAAGCACAGCUGCUACCCUAACUCCGGUGACACGAUUAUGAACGCCGAGCUCAAGGAGUGGGUGGUCGUGACAUCGAGGGACGUUGCUGCAGGUGCACCCAUCACCACCCACCAUCAGCGCUGUCGCUGGCUGGACGACACGCUGCAGCGGCGCGAGACCCUCUUGGUUCGCAAGGGCAUCGUCUGCGACUGCGAACGCUGCAGCGACCCCACCGAGCUGGGCGUGUAUGUGGGCUCGCCCUGCUGCGCCGGCUGUACAGCUCAAGGCAAGCAGCGCUACCUGGUGCCUGUCAAAGAAGAUCGUGAUCUGUGGCGCUGCGAGGGCUGUCCCCUGGAGAUGACGGUGAGCGAAGUGAAGGCUCUGACCAAACCAAUGGAGGAUCGGCUGGAGGAGCUCAAAGGAUCUCCGCCAGAGACGAUACUCCAGUUCACCAAGGCCCAGGUGUACCCACACGGCCCCUUGCACUCUACGCACACUGUGGUGUUGCGCGCCAACGAGUACCUCAGGAAAGAUAUCUACGACCGCAGGGCCGACGAGCAGGCCACCGAGGGCGAGGUGGACCGCUGGGAGGAGGUGGUCCGCGGCCAGCUGCGCGCCCUGGACCGGCUGCUGCCCGGUGUGGUGGGCGAGGACCGCGCCGUUAUUCUCCUGGAGCUGCGUCGCCUCACGCUGCGUCGUCUGCGAGCGGCGGAGAGGAAGGCGGCACUGGAGGCGUUCUGCCAGCCCUCCCGGACCACGGAGGCCGGGCUCAAGCUGCCGGAGUACAGGCAAGCCGUCCUGGAUGUCAACAAGCAACUUUGCGGUCUUCACUUCAACAGGGACGAGGAGAUGCCGAAGCGUUUCCUGAUUGAAGACCCCUUCGGUGGCAGAUAGUCAGGUCCAGACGCCAACUGCCUCGUCAUUGUGUCCAUCGGCGGGUCCUCUGAGUGUCACUUUAUUGACGAAGCUGCCAUCAUGUUCCAUUGAGUGAUACGUUACAAAUGUAAAAUGGAAUUCCUUUUUGUGUUUAGUUUUUGUUGACUACCGAGUGAGACCUUUAAGAAGUCCACUUCAUUCCUUGUUUAUAUUUUAGUGAGGGCUAUCGGUUUAAGUCGGUGAAUAUUACUUUUGUUCUUCAGAGGCUCGAGGAAUUUGUUGGAACGGAGAACUAACAGACGCAAAUUAAACGUUCAUUAUCAACUGUG
This is a messenger RNA of Thrips palmi, 2152 nucleotides long. Its product is annotated as SET domain-containing protein SmydA-8-like. Lineage: Eukaryota; Metazoa; Arthropoda; Insecta; Thysanoptera; Thripidae. The transcript has 12 exons. Bases 156 to 1841 code for a protein of 561 amino acids. The record is from RefSeq and is a predicted model, not a curated record.